This is a messenger RNA of Penaeus indicus, 613 nucleotides long. RefSeq lists its product as uncharacterized. NCBI's taxonomy places the organism in Eukaryota, Metazoa, Arthropoda, Malacostraca, Decapoda, Penaeidae. The transcript is spliced from 2 exons. The record is from RefSeq and is a predicted model, not a curated record. The coding region runs from base 95 to 457 and encodes 120 amino acids.
AAACGUUGCGCUUCGGUUUCACCGGCGCGGUAUAUAUAAGACCGCGAACCACCUGUUCAGCCAGAAGACAACAGGCUCUCGCAGAAGAACAAUCAUGGACCUUAAACUGGUACUGUUGGUUGCCGCGUCUGCCCUCCUGGCGGAAGCCUACCCCCGCUUCGUGGCCGUCCCUAGCCGGAUAGCAGCGCGUUCGUACCCAAUGUACUACCCGCAGGAGUCGCGCUUGAGGCCCGUGGUGAGCCUCGUGGAAGACUCUCGGCCCGUGGUCAUCAUUGAGGAGGAGGAGCCCCAGCAGUGGGAACUGGACGAGGCCAGCUCUGACCGCUACGAGCGCCAGUCUGGCGGCUACGGCGGCGGCAACGACCACGUGGACUACGGCGCAUACACCGGCGGCUACGGAGCCUUCGGUUGGUACUCGGAUCACCCCGUGUGCAUCAACUGUGGAUCCCAUCACUAAGGCUGGUCUGCCUCGUGGUUCCCCUGUGGUAUAGUGUGCUCUGACCUCCGGCAGUGUGAUGAUCUGAGCCUAGUCCCACUCCAUGCUAACGGCUAUAUUCAUUUUCACAUUCCACUAAAGUAUAGAUCCUCAUGAUCAGCCCCACCCCGCCCUCCC